ACUUAAAGGGAUAAUCUCUUAUAUCAGAUAUAUUGCAGGGAACACCUUGUGAUUUAAUUACUGGAGAGGAGCGUUGUUAUGUAAAUAAAGAAGAUAAUCCAUCUAGUCAUGUAUCUUGUACUGUAGAAAUGACAUCUGUAACUGUACCAUAUGAAAUUGCUAUCAUAGAUGAAAUUCAGAUGAUGAGAGAUAUGGGAAGAGGAUGGGCUUGGACAAGAGCAUUACUUGGUAUUGUAGCUAAUGAAAUUCAUGUUUGUGGAGAAGAAGCGGCUAUUGAUUUAGUUAAAGAAAUUGUGGCAACAGUUGGCGAAGAAGUAGAAGUAAGAAAAUAUAAAAGAUUGACAAAAUUAACAAUUGAAGAUACAGCAUUAAAUAAAUUGGACAAUGUUAGGCCUGGCGAUUGCAUUGUAUGUUUUAGUAAAAAUGAUAUCUAUAAUGUGAGCUUACAGAUUGAAAAAAGAGGACACGAAUGUGCAGUUAUAUAUGGUGGACUGCCUCCAGGUACAAAACUUGCACAAUCUAAAAAAUUCAAUGAUCCCAAUGACAGUUGUAAAAUUUUAGUAGCAACAGAUGCCAUUGGAAUGGGACUUAACUUGAGUAUCCGAAGAAUAAUUUUUUAUUCUAUCAUAAAACCAACAAUAAAUGAAAAAGGAGAAAAAGAAAUGGAUACCAUUCCUACUUCUCAAGCUUUACAAAUUGCUGGUAGAGCUGGGAGAUUCGGUACACAAUUUGAAGAAGGAUUUGUGACGACGUUUCGAGGAGAGGAUUUACCUAUUUUAAGAGAGAUUCUCUCGAGAGAAGUAGAACCGAUUGUUGCUGCUGGUUUGCAUCCAACAGCCGAACAAAUUGAAUUAUUUGCUUAUCAUCUACCGCAUGCUACACUGUCUAAUCUAACCGAUAUUUUUGUUAGUCUUUGCCAGGUUGAUACAUCAAGCUACUUUAUGUGUAAUAUUGAAGAUUUUAAGUUUUUAGCCGAUAUGAUACAACACGUUCCCCUUCCUCUCCGAGCGAGAUAUGUAUUUUGCUGUUCGCCAAUUAAUAGAAAGCUACCAUUUGUUUGCACUAUGUUUUUAAAGUUUGCUAGACAAUACAGUAGUAAUGUUCCUUUGACGUUUGAUUGGUUAUGCAAAAAUAUCGGAUGGCCAUUUUCUCCACCUAAAACUAUUUUGGAUUUACUUCAUUUAGAAUCUGUAUUUGAUGUUCUUGAUUUAUAUUUGUGGUUAAGUUAUCGUUUUCUUGAUCUCUUUCCCGACGUUAACAUGGUUCGAGAUCUUCAGACAGAAUUAGAUCAAAUUAUUCAACAAGGUGUUUUAAAUAUUACACAUUUGUUACGUUCUGGGGAUAUGAAUCAUGACAUUGAAGAAGAUUAUCCAGUUCAAAAAGGAAAAUCCGAAAAUGUUAAUGUGCAAGAUGAUGAUUUAAAGCAAGUGUCAAACAGUAUUAGCUUUGAUGGACAGAGACGCUUAACAGAACGAUUACUAGCACAAGGCUUACUAACACCUAAAAUGUUGGAACAAUUGAAAAAAGAACUGAACGAAAGCAGUGAAAAACAACUUUCGACGACCAAGAGAAAAAAGCCGACGGUGACACGACGUCCUAAGAAAUAAGAUAGGUUUAAUAAUAAAAUUUGUAUAGUUGUUUUAAUAAUAAUUUUGCAAAUAUAAAAUUGAUAUAUUUGGAUUAUUUAGUGUUUUCCUUUUUUCAAACUUCAUUGAUUGUCCACACUGAGAUAGAAAAAGAGUGAUUAAUGAAUGUAAG
Molecule: messenger RNA, 1758 nt
Organism: Centruroides sculpturatus (bark scorpion)
Lineage: Eukaryota; Metazoa; Arthropoda; Arachnida; Scorpiones; Buthidae
Gene: Suv3
Product: ATP-dependent RNA helicase SUV3 homolog, mitochondrial-like
Exons: 10
Coding region: 129-1607 (492 amino acids)
Biological process (GO): RNA catabolic process; mitochondrial RNA 3'-end processing
Cellular component (GO): mitochondrial degradosome
Molecular function (GO): hydrolase activity, acting on acid anhydrides; RNA helicase activity
Source: RefSeq, a predicted model, not a curated record